Messenger RNA from Bombyx mori (domestic silkworm), 2229 nucleotides. It is a transcript of the gene serpin-20, whose product is annotated as serine protease inhibitor 20. The record is from RefSeq and is marked validated. Gene Ontology annotation, molecular function: serine-type endopeptidase inhibitor activity. NCBI's taxonomy places the organism in Eukaryota, Metazoa, Arthropoda, Insecta, Lepidoptera, Bombycidae.
AUUAAACUCGACAAUGUUUAGUACGUCGGUUCUCAUUUGUCUCCUGUUUAAUUCGGUGCUCGCCACAGACAACCAAACACUACGAGAAUUGGAGAAUCGUCUUGCCACCUCCAACAACAGGCUGACUGGCGAAUUCAUAUAUAAUGGCAUCCUGAGGUAUCCCGGUAGCAGUUUCGUCACGAUUGUGUUCCCGCUGCUAAGCGCAUUGGGUCAGCUGGCCUUGUUCUCGGAAAAGAAAAACGAACAAAAGCUUCUUGAUCUUCUAGAAUUGGAUAAUAAGGAACAGAUACGUAGAAUAUUUCCGUAUAUACGAGAGGAGUACUUCAGUGAAGACCUUGUAGCUUCACCGAAAUUCGACCUGAAAGUUUACACUGACGACGACAACAAGCUGUGUCCCGCUUUCAAAAAGUCAUACAAAAAGACCUUUGGUGGUGAGACCGGGGAGGUAGACUACAGUGAACCCGAAGAAGCUGCUGAAGAAAUCAACGAUUAUGUAAAAAGUCAAGGCACAGGUGGCUUCAAAGACCUCGUUUCAAGUCGAAAAAUAGAGGACAAGGAUGGACUGAAUUUUAUAGGCACCUACGAGCUAAGUUUUAAAUUUGACGAUAGAUUCGUUUUCACGAGCAGCAAAGUGGUGAAGUUCAAAACCGGUAAGACUGUUACAAUCAUUCCCGGGGCGGCCGGGGAAGGUAUCAUCAAAUAUGCCGACGUUAAAUCUAUAAACGCCAAGGUUAUAGAAAUUCUGGCUAGAGGUGGAGAAUACUCGUAUGUCGUAGUUCUUCCAAACAAAGUUGAUGGACUGAAAGAGGUACUGAAGAAAUUCACAGAUCCUGAAGUUUUCAGACAAGCCAUAGACCAAGGGAAAAACGUUUGUGCCAAACUAUUAGUUCCCAGCCGAGAAGUGAUCAGUAAGGUGGAUUUAGCAAACUCUCUCCAACAGGUAGACAUCAAGCUCUUACAAGAACCUUUUCGUACCAGGGGAGCCGACCUCCGCGGUGUGAGUCAAAAAUGCGAUGACACUUACGUCGCUUCGAUCCUGCAUGAGGUCCGCUUGAGGCCCGAUUCAACAAACAAUUCGAGAAAAGCGAGUCCGUGUACAAAAUACGACGUGGAGUUGGAAGUUAACUAUCCAUACGCGUUCUACGUGAUGUGCGCUCAGCGGGAACCGAACCUUGUGCGAUCGCCUAUAGUCGGCAUGGCUGUGCAGUCCUAGUUAUGACUAUUUCAUUGUUUGCUCCAAUAAAGGAUGCUAAGUGUACUCGGUGUUUUAUUCUGUUGUUAUAUUUCCGUUGAAUCACUUUUCAAAUCAAAAUAGAAGAGUUAUACAAUUUGAACUGUGAAUCUCCAAGUCUUAUGUUAAAAAAGGAGAGAGAGAACAAGGUUUCUGUUUCCAUCUUCGGCGCGAAGCAAGUUGCGUGAUGGAAUAACCGCUGUGAUGUUUAUGGAAUUCGAUUUUAAAUUAGACAGGCAGUCAAACCCUCUGUAGUUUAAAAAGAACUGAUGUUUCUUUAGAUGCUAGAUGUUCCAAGAAUCACACAUUGGACAAUUUAAGCUUAAAUUUUUUAUAUGAUUUAAGAAUAAUUGAUUCACCAGUCUGUUUUGUUAUGAAGUCACGAUCACUGUCUUAAAAAUCAAGCAUCUAUCCAUCACUGCAUCACUGUCGAUCAAUUCUCGUUUCAAAAUUGUUUAAGCGCCAUCUACAAUACGUAUUGAAAGACUAAUAAUUUUCACAGUGAACUCGAGUUAAUGGUUCUCUGUAUCCUCACUAGAUGGCGCUUUAUCAGAAUUUAAUACUGAAGUAAGGAAUUCGAACACAUUAUUUUUUAUCAAAUUUUGAUGUAAUGUCGGUACCUACAUAUGAUAUUUAUUCGUUAAAUAUCUUAAUUUUUGGUAAAUAUAAUAUCGAAAUAUUGCUUACUCACUUACUCAUCACGAGAUCCCUGAAAUUAUACAUAGGCGCUCUUUAGGAACGGAUUUUAUGUCAUUCAUAAUUAAUUCCUCUGGAAGCACUCGGGUAGUCCCACUCCUCCUGGCUGAUGCCUUGUUCGCACACCUAUCCUGGUGAAACUAGGAAGACCUCCGGGCCACGAAUAAUAUUUCCUCUCAAAAGAAACAUACGUAGGUAAUAAUUUUGAUGUAGUCUUUCCGCAAAAAAUAUGACGCCGAUGCGAUUCAUUUCAUCAAGUGCAGUCAGUACAGACAGUGAAACAAGUCGCUGUCGAAUGCUAA